Messenger RNA from Aspergillus campestris IBT 28561, 1434 nucleotides. RefSeq names its product putative amino acid transporter. The record is from RefSeq and is a predicted model, not a curated record. Gene Ontology annotation, molecular function: amino acid transmembrane transporter activity. Gene Ontology annotation, cellular component: vacuolar membrane. Bases 1 to 1434 code for a protein of 477 amino acids. The transcript has 2 exons. Gene Ontology annotation, biological process: amino acid transmembrane transport. Lineage: Eukaryota; Fungi; Ascomycota; Eurotiomycetes; Eurotiales; Aspergillaceae.
AUGGGCCUCACCCCCGAUGAUAUCUCCGACCAGGAGUCCAACAAGGUCGUCGUGGAUUCCGACCUGGAGAAGCGGGACGAUGUCUCGGCACCUCCCAUCUAUGAUGGGGAGAUCGUCGCCGAAAUGACCGAGGAGGAGCGGAAUGUCUACGAUCACGGCGUCCAGAAGUUCAACCGGUUGGGUUGGAAGCGUCUGACCGUCGUCCUCAUCGUCGAGGCUAUCGCCCUCGGCUCCCUCUCCAUCCCCUCCUCCUUUGCUACCCUCGGCAUGGUCGCCGGCGUCAUCUGCACCAUCGGCCUCGGCCUCCUCGCCAUCUACACCUCCCACGUCAUCGGGCAGGUCAAGCUCAAGUUCCCCCUCGUCGCCAACUACGCCGACGCGGGCCGCCUCAUGAUGGGCCGCUUCGGCUACGAGCUCGUCACCGUCAUGCUCGUCCUGCAGCUGCUCUUCCUGACGGGCUCGCACACCCUGACCGGCACCAUCGCCUUCGUCAACAUCACCGAGAGCAACAUCUGCUCCAUCAUCUUCGCCGUCGUCUCCGCCAUCAUCCUGCUGCUCCUCGCCGUGCCCCCCAGCUUCGCCGAGGUCGCCAUCCUGGGCUACGUCGACUUCGUCUCGGUCAUCCUCGCCAUCGGCAUCACCAUCGUCGCCACCGGCGUCGAGGCCUCCGACAGCCCCGGCGGCUUGGCCGCCGUCGAGUGGUCCGCCUGGCCCAAGCCCGACAUCACCUUCGCCGACGGGUUCAUCGCCAUCACCAACAUCGUCUUCGCCUACAGCUUCGCCAUGUGCCAGUUCUCCUUCAUGGACGAGAUGCACACCCCGCGCGACUACAUCAAGUCCAUCUGGGCCCUGGGUCUGACCGAGAUCUUCAUCUACACCCUCACCGGCGCCAUCGUCUACCGCUUCGUCGGCGUCGACGUCAAGAGCCCCGCCCUGCUCUCCGCGGGCCACCUCAUGAGCCGCAUCGCCUUCGGCGUCGCCCUGCCCGUCAUCUUCAUCUCCGGCUCCAUCAACACCGUCGUCCUCGGCCGCCUGCUCCACGGCCGCAUGUUCCGCAACUCCCCCAUCCGCUUCAUCAACACCGCCAUGGGCUGGAUCACCUGGUUGGCCAUCAUCUCCGUCGCCACCGUCAUCGCCUUCAUCAUCGCCGAGGUCAUCCCCUUCUUCAACGACCUGCUCUCCAUCUCCUCCGCCCUCUUCAUCUCCGGCUUCACCUUCUACUUCCCGGCCAUCAUGUGGUUCCAGCUCCUCCGCGAGGGUAGCUGGACCUCGCCAAAGAACAUCGCCCUGGCUUUGUUGAAUGGCAUGUGUUUCAUCAUCGGUCUGGUUGUGCUCGUGGCGGGCAUCUACUCCGCCGUCAUCGAUAUCGAUGCGAAGUACAAGGCCGGCACCGUCGGCGGGGUUUUUAGCUGCGAGGCACCCAACGACAAGUAG